Molecule: messenger RNA, 2284 nt
Organism: Mugil cephalus (flathead mullet)
Lineage: Eukaryota; Metazoa; Chordata; Actinopteri; Mugiliformes; Mugilidae
Gene: yif1b
Product: Yip1 interacting factor homolog B (S. cerevisiae)
Exons: 8
Coding region: 140-1066 (308 amino acids)
Biological process (GO): endoplasmic reticulum to Golgi vesicle-mediated transport
Cellular component (GO): COPII-coated ER to Golgi transport vesicle; endoplasmic reticulum membrane; Golgi membrane
Source: RefSeq, a predicted model, not a curated record
UUUACUUCGGGUUUACUUCCGUCUGAAUCUUAUGAAUGACUGCUACUUCCUUGUGGAACCUUAUAGCUGCUACUAUUUCCAUCUGAGUGAAGUUGGGGAUUUGACAGCUGCUGCUUCAGCUCCUAUAAACCUCGUCUAAAUGGAUUAUACAGCAACUCAAAGCGGGCCCAGACAGCGUAGGUUACAGCCUAGCAUGCGUCUAAGGAACAACCCUGCAGAAAGUCCAGAUGGCAGCCAGCUGUUUGAGGAUACGAGUGGAGCAGGGUCUGGAUCGCAGGCAGGCUUCAGGAAUCCGCAGGCCGGCCCUCAAGCAGCAGGCUUUCCAGGACCGUCCAUCCUGUCGGACCCCAUGUCCAACCUGGCCAUGGCCUAUGGCAGCUCGCUGGCCUCCCAGGGGAGGGAGAUGGUGGACAAGAAUCUGGACAGGUUCAUCCCGAUUUCUAAACUGAAAUACUACUUUGCUGUGGACACGGUGUACGUGGGGAAGAAGCUGGGCCUUCUCGUUUUCCCCUACAUGCACGAGAACUGGGAGGUGAGCUACCAGCAGGACACUCCUGUGGCUCCGCGCUUUGAUGUGAACGCUCCCGAUCUUUACAUUCCCGCCAUGGGCUUCAUCACGUACGUCCUGGUGGCUGGACUGGCCCUCGGCACACAGAACAGGUUUUCUCCGGAGCUGCUGGGAGUCCAGGCCAGCUCAGCGUUGGUGUGGUUGAUCAUGGAAGUCCUGGCGGUCCUACUGUCGCUCUAUCUCGUCACCGUAAACACAGACCUCACCACCAUAGACCUGCUGGCCUUUUCUGGGUACAAAUACGUCGGGAUGAUCGUCGGUGUCGUAGCCGGGCUUUUAUUUGGGAGGCCAGCAUAUUAUCUCUCUUUACUCUGGUGCUGCGCUGCCAUCUUUGUCUUUAUGAUCCGCACUCUGCGUCUGAAGCUGCUGUCGGAGGCGGCGGCGGAGGGCAGGCUGGUGAGGGGAGCCAGGAACCAGCUGAGGAUGUACCUCACCAUGUCUAUAGCAGCGGCGCAGCCCGUCUUCAUGUACUGGCUCACCUACCACCUCGUCAGAUAAGACGCACACAGACAACACCCGUUCAUCCGUGUAGCAGGGGGACGUGGCCGCCGUCUCAACCCACGUUCAAAAAGAAAACCUCUCCGCACACAUAUCAGAGACUGUGAUGCAAUGGACUGCGACAGAAAGCUUACGAGACUCACUCCAUGUUUUCGUGGAGCCGAACAAACAUGCUAGAAGACGAUAUACUGCACGUGAGGCAUUGCUGCCAUCUCUCUCACAGAACAGCCAUGUCAUUAGUGUUGCCUUUGUCUUUUUUUUAUGUAACGUCUUUUCGUAGCGAGGGAGCAGAAGCUUUAAGUUCUUUUCUAUAUUGUGUAAUUACACAGUAAUUAUGUUUUUUUUUUAGCAAUAUUUAUGUACGUUUGUUAAUAAGUAAAAGGUAUUAUAGUCGCAGCUGGUUAAAUAUUUUGUGAGAGGCGUUUCUGAGCCGACAGAAAGAAAGCACACUAACCUCACGCGAACCGUCCGUCUGAUACAAGGACAGAACUGUAAUCCAGGUUUAAAAGUGAUCGGCCGGUUCUGCUCGCACGUUCGACUGGAAUCAACUUUUUUCCCCCUUUUCGUCCUCACGUUUGUUUCAUGGCUGAGAAAUGUGCAGGAAAACAGUCGCCAUUAUGUAUAUAUGGAAAACGAGGGCAAGACCUCUUUUUUUUAUCCAUUUAACAUAUUUGUAUGUGCUUUGUUACCAGUGUGAACUCUGCUGCCUGAUAACUGAACUAAGCUGUAAGCGACAUUAAGGCAGUGAAACGCAAGUCAAUUUUGAUGCCCUUUUUAAAAACUGACUAAAUUAUUUGCUGCUUUUCAUAUUGAAAGUAAGAUGGAAUAAAAGAAAGGGAAUACGGGAUGAUGGUUGACUCUGUGAAAAACUGUUUGAUUCCUGUUGGGACACUUGAAGUAAUUUAAUGCUUUAAUGUGCUUGUGAAUAUACCAAUGCCACUAUCAAACAUGCUGUAGUAUGUAGCCGAUGUUAACUCGUACUAUUUCAGACCAGGGUAAUGAUUUCAGGAAAUUGAACAUAAUUUCAGGAUUUUCUCUUAUUUUCCUGAAACUUUUUAAUGGCUGUCGAAUGAUAAACUGCAAACACACCAUUCGAAUGACAUGACUGAUAAUAAAGUGAGCCUUGAAGUUACAUGUGAACUUUCUAAGCUACUCCGUGGGCUUUGUUUUAGCUUUUUAAAUUGAUGUCAAUAAAAGGUUUAAAGGUUAAAUAUGUAA